Messenger RNA from Andrographis paniculata, 1102 nucleotides. Its product is annotated as GDSL esterase/lipase CPRD49-like. The transcript has 6 exons. NCBI's taxonomy places the organism in Eukaryota, Viridiplantae, Streptophyta, Magnoliopsida, Lamiales, Acanthaceae. Bases 116 to 910 code for a protein of 264 amino acids. The record is from RefSeq and is a predicted model, not a curated record.
AAGGAUGUGUUAAAUGUUCGUGGUUGAGAGCAGUUCAGUUGCUUGAGCACCGAAGAGCAACGGUAGAGUUGCUGGGGAGAAGAACCCCGCCGAAGCAGAGCGAUCGAGAAGAGAGAUGGUUGGGCCGCGCCGACCUAGGAUCGUGCUGUUCGGAUCUUCCAUCGUUCAGCAGAGUUUCAAGGUUGGAGGAUGGGGAGCUGUUCUUGCUGAUCUCUACGAUCGCAAGGCAGAUAUAUUCUUGAGAGGCUAUUCUGGGUGGAAUUCACGGCUUGCUCUGCAAUACUUGCACAAAAUUUUUCCAAAGGAAGCGGAAGUUCAGCCAUCUCUCGUCAUCGUAUAUUUUGGGGGCAAUGAUGCCAUGCACCCUCAUCCAAGUGGCCUAGGUUCUCAUGUUCCUCUUCCUGAAUAUCUUGAAAACAUGAAAAAGAUUUAUCUUCAUAUCAAGAGUCUUUCUGAGAAGACACGGAUAAUUUUUCUUACUUCUCCGCCUGUAAACGAGGAAAUGAUUCGAGCGCAUUUUGGUAACUUGUUCGAUAACCAACAGCGCACGAAUGAAUCCUGCCGGGCAUACGCCGAAGCUUUGGUAAGGCUGGGCAGACAGCUGAAUGUUAAGGUUGUCAAUCUUUGUACAGCAAUUCAGCAAAGAAAAGAUUGGCCAACGGCUUGCUUCAGCGACGGCAUCCAUUUUUCGCCAGAAGGGAGCAACAUUGUGGCGAAGGAGAUACUGAAGGUGAUACAAGAGGCUGACUGGAAACCAAGUCUGCAUUGGAUGUCAAUGCCGGCAGAAUUCGACGAAGAUUCGCCCUACUACAUGGUACGUCGUGAUGGUAAAACCCCUAGCAACUGUUCUAACGAUAUUUCUGGUUGGAAAACCGAGUUCACAAAAGAAGCCAUUGUUUCAAGGCUUUGAUUUGGGUUUUAUCUUUUGGAAUGAUACGAUAUGAUACGAUACACGAGGCUUAGUGAUGAUAAAGAAUGAAAAUGAAAAUACAAAAAAACGUACCUGAGUCGUGAGGGCUUGUUUACGAAUCUUUUCCUCAUUACUCCAUAGUCCAUAGCACAUUUAACAUAGUAUAUCACAGUUCUUAUUUUUGUUGUUUCA